UCGAAAACAACAAACAUCAACGUUGCACUCGACGACUGGCAGGAGCUUCCUAUAGAGUCUUACAUAAAACAGCGCAAAGAUGUCCAAAUACGGAACUUAUAUGGGCACCGCCAAGGCCCUCCUGGCCAUGGCAGAGGGCGAAAAGCCGCACUCGUCCAUCUCGGAUUGGGUCGAGAUCCUCACUUCGGACCGAUACGAGGAGGAUUCGUACGAUGGAGUCAACGAACUGCUCGAGAGUAUCAGGAUCCAAGGAAUGGACGGUGUUACCGAGAGUUCGAGGGCGAUCAGGAAGAAACUCAAGUAUGGGAACGUUCAUAGGCAAUUGCGAGCUUUGACCCUCUUACGUGCUCUUUCCGAGAAUGGAGGGAAGGGAUACAAGGCCACCUUCGCUAACGAGCAGCUGCUCCAGCGAUUGAAGGAUAUGGCGACCGACUCUCUGGUCGAUCCCAAGGUCAAGAGAAAGUUGUUGUCAGUUUUCCAUUCGUGGAAGUUGGCGUUCGGCGAGGAUGGCAGGAACAAGCAGCUUGCCGGUCUCUACGAUCAGUACUCAGGUAAAAAGGUCAUCCGUCAAACCCCCAGCGCUCCCGCUGCUCCGGCCAGCCCCCGUACUUCGAUGUCGUCGUCCGCCCCCGUCCGCAAGCCCACCGGCGAGUUCAACGACCUCGAACAUUCUUGGGUCCCUACCAAAGGCCACGCGACCUCCGCUGCCGACUAUGCCGACUUGGCUGCCAAGAAGGAUGAGGCCGAACGUCGUCGUGCCGAGCGAGAGGCCCGAUCUGCCCUCGAAGCCAGGGAGGCGGAGGUCGAGCGUCGGGAACGAGCGAUCAAGUUGAAGCAGGAGGAAAAGGAAAAGGCCGAAGCGUACAGGAGGCAGCUGGCCGAUCAAGAUAUGAAGCGGAGGGCCGAGAAAGAGAGGGAGAGGUUGGAAAAGGAGAGGAAGAAGAACCAGCCGAAACGACCUCCCUUCGAUUAUGCCCGGGAGAAGCCUCAGAUCCAGUUGGCCAUCGCCAACGCUUCUUCGGCUGCCAUCGCCUUGGUCAACGCUUGCAGACACGUCAACCGACAACAAGAGUCUAUGCUAGAGAACCUCAAGGUCCAGGACGCUCUCGAGGAAUGCAAGGUCGUUCGACGACCUAUUAUCCGCUACAUCCAGGUCGUCACCGAUGAGGUCAUGGUCGGAGUCUUGUUGGAUGCCAACGAGAAGAUCGUCGAGGCUAUUCAGCUGUACGACAAGAUGAGCAAAUCCGCCGACCUCGACUCCGACUCGGAGGACGAGGCCACUGUUAAGGCUCGAGCUGACAGCGCGAAGGACGCCGACGCUUUGGCUAAAAAGCUCGAAGCGCAAAAGAUCGAAGAGCAGAGGACGGGAGAAGUCUGGAAGAUGCAGCAGAGGCAAAAGUACGAGAGCGACAGGAGAGUCCAGAAGAGGACGAAUUCUUCGCGUUUGCCUCCUCCUAUGACGCCUGAUGAUCUGGGUGACGACCAUAGAAGAACAUUGUCCGACUACUCGGACUAUGACUCGUCCGACUCGGAGUAUCAAGCCCGUGUCGCCAGUCGAUCGCAGUCUCGACGAGGAUCCAUGGCAGCGAAGAAACCGGCCUAUGACCCCCUGAGCGAGGACGAGGCCGAGACUCCCGCUGCAGGUGGAGACCCCAACGAUCCGUUUGCGGACCCUACGGACUUCCUGGGCAGUAUCGGAGGCUCGUCAGGAUCCAAGUCUCGAGGCAAGGAGAGGAUGGAAUGGGCGGCCAUUUGAUGAGCAACGAUUCUGACCAGAGUGCUCGAUCUUUUGUAACAGUACAAUUCCCUCUUGUCAUAAGGUAUUCUCGAGAUUGCAAUGUAUCAUGUCAGGCUGUAUCGGGGUUGUGACCAACUGUCGUCGCCGGCCGACCUGGGACGGCGGUAAUCGGAAGAAAUCGCGUCUAG
Molecule: messenger RNA, 1926 nt
Organism: Filobasidium floriforme
Lineage: Eukaryota; Fungi; Basidiomycota; Tremellomycetes; Filobasidiales; Filobasidiaceae
Exons: 10
Coding region: 80-1756 (558 amino acids)
Biological process (GO): endocytosis; actin filament organization; actin cortical patch localization
Cellular component (GO): actin cortical patch
Molecular function (GO): ubiquitin binding; phosphatidylinositol binding
Source: RefSeq, a predicted model, not a curated record